Molecule: messenger RNA, 534 nt
Organism: Thelazia callipaeda (thelaziosis nematode)
Lineage: Eukaryota; Metazoa; Nematoda; Chromadorea; Rhabditida; Thelaziidae
Source: the annotation of a GenBank genome assembly
AUGCACACUAUUUCCCUGCUACAGUAUGAACGCAAGAUGAACUCAUAUGGAGUAACAAUGGGACCUCCUCCGACUGUACCUCCUAUCAAUCGUAAAAGUAUUCGUUUGUCGAACUCACAAGAUAUGGCGAAUGAAUUCUCAGAGGACAGUAUACAAUCACUGCUAACAAAAGCGAUAGCUGUAUUAGCUGCUCAUCUUGGCUUUGUUAUCGGUACGAAAUUUCGUUUAGAAAUGGAAUCAUCUGUGUUGAGCCUCUUAUCACGUAUUGUUGCCAUCAGAAUGAAGCGGAUGUGUAAUAACUUGAAACUUUCACAACGGCGACGAGUUGAGUGCAGAGAGACUGCAUUUCCUUCAGCACUGAUGCACGCAUUACGCUUGGAGAACAUCAGCAAUGUUACGGAACUCCAUGAUUUCUACCGAGAUCGCAUUAUAUUAUACCAUGAGCAAACAUUACUUUCUUGUGUCAAAAAAUACGAAAAAGCAACUACUAGAUUUGACCAUUCUCAAAAAAAUGAUCAUUCUGCUUGUGUAUGA